AUGAAAACAUACGUGGCUGAAAUCAAACAACAUUUAGAGGACGUGAAAGAAGCAAACGAGGAUGUGCAGCAAUUCGUCGACAAAUUCCGUUCAAAAGUAACUCAACCUCUAUCAGCUAAAGGAAAGAGCACUUUGGCCAAAAUAUUUUCAAAGGGAAUCUUAGGAAAAUUAAAAACAAAAAUAACUGCAAAGCUUAAUCGAAUCAUCAGUAAAGUUGCUCCUAAGUUCACUAAAGCAAAACGGCUUUUUGAUCUUGCAAAGUCUGGUCUGAAAGGGCUUGUGAAGCUUGGAACAGCAGCUCUUGCUGUAUGGACCGCCGUAGAGACAUUUGAUAACUGUAAACGGAAAGCAGCAGAAGCAAAAGAAAGUGUAAAAAACAUGAAAACAUACGUGGCUGAAAUCAAACAACAUUUAGAGGACGUGAAAGAAGCAAACGAGGAUGUGCAGCAAGCAUGGAUGGAUGUUUAUAACACUAGCAUGGCAACGGACCUAAUUGACGCUCUCAAAGAUAUGCGUGCGAUGAUGCUGGAAGAUUACUUCUCAACGGCGUCAAACAAGGAGGAAAAGGAUAAUGUUGCAGAAAAAAUUCAGGAAUACAUCGAUGUCGAGAAAUUAAAUCCUGAUCAAGAAGACACCAAAAGCAUUCUAAAUAACCGUCAGAGAGCCAUGAAUCAAGUGUUGGGAACCAUUACCGUCACACUGAGCUGCUUCAGACAUAAAGGCAAUGCAUUUGGUGCAGUAAAGUUGGAAUGCGCAAGAGGUGAUUCACCAUUCCCGUAUAUUUUCGACGAUAUCGUGAACAAGGUCCCAAUUGACCCCGCAAAAAAGUGCCUUUACAGAACAGGAGAAGAAUACAUCACUGAAGAAAAAAUGAGAGAAGCUUGGACCAGGUGGGUGGAAGGAAAUGCGACAGACAUUGAUGCGACUUGCUUGGUAAACAAUAAACUCAUAGUAGAUCAAGUUAAAGAUUUUCUGAGAAAAAAAGAGAACGAUGCAAGCCAAAUCGCUGGUAAAUUAUUGCGAGAUGACAAAAUUAACAGAGGUGGCGUAGAGGAGAUCCAAGCUGUGAUAACAAAGAUCAAAGAGGAAAACCCCAAUAUUGAGAAUGAGAUGACUCAAGCUGACAAAGACAUGGUCUGUAGACUGAAAAACUCAUUUCCUGAUAAUGCUCAACAAGUCAUAGACACGAUGAAAAUCGUUAAUCCAGAUGUAGGUGCAACUUUAACAGUUGAAAUCGUCAAUAAUCUUCAAUGUGAUUGAUUGGCGUGCUAUAUGAUACCGCUGACCUUACAGAACGGAAACCGAUGAUGGYAACGGAAGACAGAGUAGCAAUCCUCCGAUGCAAAGUUAAAAAUCCAAUAAAAUAUUGAAGUGAAAAUUGA
Molecule: messenger RNA, 1382 nt
Organism: Exaiptasia diaphana
Lineage: Eukaryota; Metazoa; Cnidaria; Anthozoa; Actiniaria; Aiptasiidae
Exons: 8
Coding region: 1-1260 (419 amino acids)
Source: RefSeq, a predicted model, not a curated record